Messenger RNA from Polychytrium aggregatum, 1646 nucleotides. RefSeq lists its product as uncharacterized. Lineage: Eukaryota; Fungi; Chytridiomycota; Chytridiomycetes; Polychytriales. Bases 1 to 1578 code for a protein of 525 amino acids. The transcript has 6 exons. The record is from RefSeq and is a predicted model, not a curated record.
AUGAACGCUCGACCCCAUCGAUUGUGUGCCGAAGCCGACCCAGUCGACAGCCUCGAGGUUGGGCAGUGCCCCGUCCACCCAACCCCAGAACCCGCCCCACGCGCAUGCUCAUGCAUCCCCAACUGGACCGGUGAAGACUGUGACAACGAUGACAGCGGCGAAGAUCAGAUAGUCAGGCCAGCUCUCGGAAGCCUGGGCCCCAGAAGCUCGCAAAUGCACUCCUCUCAAACCCAGACCCGCCACGGGUUUGGGGCUGCAUCGGUCGGAAGGAUCGAGUCUAUCCCCGCUGGUCCCAGACGCCCAGCCUUUUGGGCUUGGCGGGGUCCCUGUGAAAAGCCACAGUCCGAGACGGAGUUUGCUCUGCGCCGUCAUAAUCAAUGCCCAAUUAAGCUUGUUGUCGACCAAGAGCGCAAAGCGCCUCUCAAAACCGACUUGGGCGAGCUGGAGCACACCCAUUCCCAGCGACCACGCAGUCGCGGGCGGCUCCGGAGUGUGCUGCAGUCUCUUUCCCAGCGUCGAACAUGGCGCAAGAAGCUCCUCGGAUGUAUAGCGGCACUACUGGUCCUCGCCAAUCUGGCCUGGCUGGACUACUGGGUGUUCUUCCGCCUCCAAAACAGCAGCGGGACCAUCGCCGUCUCGAUCAACGGAACCGAGGAGUGGAUUCCGGUCCAAGACUAUGUCAGCCAGCGGAUCUGUCUGGAUCUCGCCGCCGUCAUGGCCCCGGCCGAUUUCUACAAGCUUUGUCCGGCCUGCAUGUCCCUGGAAAAGUCGGGCGACUUUAGUGCCGUCGUGCAGCUCUGCGCACUCUCGGAUCUGUACUUUCAGCAGCGUCAAGCAGGCCAAAGUGCAAACUCACUUGGAGCAGGCUGGAUGCAGAGCCCGGAUGUCUGCUCCUGGCAGGGUGUCCAAUGCGGACCCGGCAACAACGUAUCGGAGUUGAUGCUGACCGGCGUCGUCGGCAGCCUCCCUGACUCCCUCGGCUCCUUGAUAUUUCUCCAAAAUCUGCAAAGCCGAUUUGUCUUGUCCUCGACUGCCGCCAGCACUCUUGGCGCCGCCGAUGCCAACAACGCCUCUCUCCAGACGGCCUCGUGGGCUUUCCCGUCCAGCAUCUGGAGGCUCCCUGGAUUGAAGCAAGUUCUCAUUCAGCGAGGCCACUGGAAGAUCGAUCUGGAUGAUAUCGGGUCGGCCCGCUCUCUUGAACUUUUACACCUCCUGUUUCUGCCUCAGGCAACCGGUGCCAUCCCAGCCAACAUUGGGAACACUCCGAUUCGGUCACUUGUCCUCCAAAAUGUUUCGAUCAAUGCCAGCUUCCCGUCAUGGAUUCCCUCGUCGCAGCAAUGGCGUCAGUCCCUCGUGGAGCUCGUAGUAGAGUCGUGCGGACUCACAGGGGAUUUUCCAAACGACCUUGCGGCAUUCAAUAGCCUGGCAGCCAUCAACUUCCAGAACAACGACCUGACGGGGACAGUGAGCUCGGCCAUGUGUAGCAAAUUCAGCGCAGGCUCGACUUCGAGUCAGACGUCCUGCCAAGUGGGCGGUAACCCGCUGCUCAAGACCCCGUCGAGCUGCGGAUGUCAGUAACCGCUGUCGGUGCAGCGCCUCCGACAAACAUUGGCAGUGCUUGUCAAGCACGGGAGUCUCUGGCAGAG